AUGCGUCGAAUUAUAAUAUCCAUUUUGUGUUUAACCUUUAUUUUCUCGACUAUUUUUAAUAUUUUUGGUGUUGACGCUAAAGAACCUCCUACAACCUUGCAAAUUGGAAUUAAACAUCGUGUCCCUGAGGGUCAAUGCACUAAAAUGACAAAGGACGGUGAUUCAAUAUCCGUUCAUUAUACAGGGGUUCUCUUUGAGGAUGGAAAAGAAUUUGAUUCUAGUAUUCCUCGUGGUGAACCUUUUACUUUCACUUUAGGGGUUGGGCAGGUCAUUAAAGGUUGGGAUCAAGGUCUGAAGGGCAUGUGUAUCGGUGAAAAACGUAAAUUAAUAAUUCCUUCUCAUCUCGCUUAUGGAACUAGAGGAAGUCCUCCGGCUAUUCCUGAAAAUGCCGCUCUCGUAUUUGACGUUGAAUUGGUUGGAAUUGGAAAGAAUAGAGUUGAACUUUAA
Molecule: messenger RNA, 447 nt
Organism: Scutellospora calospora
Lineage: Eukaryota; Fungi; Glomeromycota; Glomeromycetes; Diversisporales; Gigasporaceae
Source: the annotation of a GenBank genome assembly